This is a messenger RNA of Meriones unguiculatus (Mongolian gerbil), 2522 nucleotides long. It is a transcript of the gene Il22ra2, whose product is annotated as interleukin 22 receptor subunit alpha 2. Bases 24 to 761 code for a protein of 245 amino acids. Lineage: Eukaryota; Metazoa; Chordata; Mammalia; Rodentia; Muridae. The record is from RefSeq and is a predicted model, not a curated record. Gene Ontology annotation, molecular function: protein binding; interleukin-22 receptor activity. The transcript has 5 exons.
GUCAGACAGACACACUUGCAACCAUGGUGCCUAAGCAUUGCUUUCUAGGCUUCCUCAUCAUGUUCUUCCUGACCAGUGCAACAGCAGUGCUCACAGAAAUGGUCAAUACUGUCCUUGCCACUUCAGGAACUCAGCCAGCCCAUGUCCCUCUGAAGCCUCAGAAGGUCCAAUUUCAGUCCAGAAACUUCCACAACGUUUUGCGCUGGCAGCCAGGAAGCGCCCUCAGCAGCAACGGCAGCGUCUACUUUGUGCAGUACAAAAUGUAUGGACAGAGACAGUGGAAAGAUAAGAAGGACUGCUGGGGGACCACAAAACUCUUCUGUGACCUGACCAAUGAAACCUCAGGCCUGUAUGAGCCAUACUACGGGAGGGUGAUGACAGCCUGGGCUGGGAGCCACUCCGCCUGGAGCAGGACACCCCGCUUCAUCCCAUCAUGGGAAACAAAACUUGAUCCUCCAGUCGUGACCGUAACUCUAGUUAAUGCAUCUUUGCUGGUACUUCUCCGUGUCCCAGAGUUGCCAUAUAUAAACCAAAAUGGAAAGAAUGCAUCUAUGGAAAUUUACUAUGACUUAGUAUACAGAGUUUUCAUAAUUAACAACGUGCUAGACAAGGAGCAGAAAGCCUACGAAGGGACUCAGAGAACGGUUGAAAUUAAAGGUCUGGCACCUCAUUCCAGUUACUGCAUAGUGGCUGAAUUGUAUCAGCUCAUGCUAAACAGAAGAAGCCCAAGAAGUGACAAGAGAUGUGUGAAGAUUCCGUGAACCAGUCUGAGGCGCUCUUCAGUGCAGAAACCAAGAGCACGUUGAGAAUGGGAUGGCUCAUGCUUGGAACAGCUUUCUACACUUCUGUUUCAAUUUUCGUACAUCAGUGUCUACUCACACCUUUUGAAGGUUUCUUCAUCAAUGUUUUCAUUUCUGCUUAUUUCAGUUAUAAAGUAAAGUAAAUCUGAAUAGAUUCAAAAAGUAGAAUUUAAAGGAGAGAUAAAGAGUAAAGAGCUUGUGAUGGAUGACACAUGUCUUUAACCUCAACAUUGGAGAGGCAGAGUCAGAAAGAGCUCUGACUUUGGGGACAGCCUGGUUUACAUAAAGAGUUUAUAGGCUAACCAGGGCUACAUAGUGGGAUCCUGCCUCAAUAAAAUAAGAUGGUAAGAUAAAGAUCUUGUAUAAAACAUAGAAGUUUAUUUCUGAAUAUAACAACCCUAACAAUAAUAUUUUCUGCUAAAAUUGCAAAAUAAAAAUAAAGUAAUAACAGGCAUUUAACAAAAUGUUGCAAUAAUUUUAAAGCAUUAUAUAUAAAAAUCUUGCACCAAUAAUUUUUCACACUCUUGAGCCAUUUGCUUUGCCACAGAUACAUUGAUUUAAUAUUUUAUGUGAAUGAACAUAUUUCUGUACAUUUCUAUUUUAUAUGAAUAUAUUCUUAUUGUUUUAUUUCUUAUGUAGUAUUCUACUUAGUGAAUCAACACUUUAAAAAUAACCUCUCAUAGCUCUGAAUUAAUUUCUAGAAUAAGAUUUUCAACAAUAGAGUGUAAAUAUUGAAGGAAAUCUCCAAAAUACAAUUUCCCCUUAACACACAAUCUUAGUAAGAUUACCCUUUCUGGUUUUGUUUUUACUAUUGCCUUAGAGUUUACCUGUAUAGUCAAAAUGAAGCAUAUUUUUUUUUUCACAACAAAGAUGGAAGAAACAUGUAAGCCAUGCUGAUAAACGGCUAUUCAGGCAAAGGGGUCUCUCCAUUAGCAGAAUGGCAGUUUGGUUGGAGACGGUUGGUGCCCUUAUAGGAAGCAGGGCUUGAAGCUAAAGACACACAGUAGAUGCUUAAAUUGCUUUUAAAAUUAUAAGGAAAAUCAAAACCCUGUGAAUCACACUACCUCUCCUGAGCAAAGAUCAGGUAGCCUGAGGCUCAGAAAGUGGCCGGCUUUGCCUGGGCUAAAUCUUUCUGUACCUCGUUGAACUUAGACUACCUGCUACUGAGGAUAUGUAUGAGAGAACAUUUGUAAUCCUCACAAAAGCUGCUCCAAAAUAUAACUUUAAAAAUAUAAUCAGUUCUUCUGGCUGCUUAUAUUCACAAUGAUAAAUGGUUGUAGAUCACUGAAAACACGGGAGAGAUGUGAAAAGCAAGCAUUGUCCCUGCUGUCAGAAAAUACUGACUUUCACUCCUAUUUUUGAACUAUUCAAAUUUUAUUUCUUUUUGUGGAGUAGUACCUGGUUGGUUUGUUCUUUUUUGUUUUGGUUUUGGUACCUUGGGAAGGGUGAUGACUUGGGAAGGACGGCCUCAUCAUUGGGAAUCAGAAGCAUAUCAUAGUGACAACAUUCAGGUUGUGAAACUCAGCCUAAAGCCUCAUUUGAAUGUUGUCAGACAACAGAGUUUUGCUUUGAUUUUGUUUGCUUGUGGUUUGCUUUCAUGCGUGAGCUCAGCCAUGAUUACACAAGUAUAAAUUGCUUGGAGAAACAUUACAAUUUUCACAUUCUUGAUCAUAUUAAGAACAAAUUGUCAUAAUACUUCAAUAAAUCUCACUUCAUACUUUA